GAGCCGCCAGGUGGCGACAGAGCUGCGUCAGGUAGCAGAAGAAGAAGAAGACAAACAGGAAGUGGUUGUCAGGUAGUCUGUGUCUGGUUGAAAUAUAAACCGGCUCGGCUCUGUUCGGUUCUGCUCGGUUCUGCUCGGUUCCGCUCAGCUCGGCUCGGUUCGGCUCAUGGCGGCCGUGGACGUGGAGGAUGAGAGCAUCCUGGCGUCCAUCUUUAAGGACAGCUUCCCGGACAGCUGGAGGGACGUCCCGGACUUCACGGCCUACCUGUCCGAGCUCAGCGGGUUCGGGGUGGACCAGCUGGGCCGGGAGCCGGAGCGGCUGGCGGAGGAGCGGGCCCAGAUCCUGCAGCAGACCCGAGAGCUGGCCUUCUCGAACUACCAGACCUUCAUCCGAACCGCGGACUGCACCGAGCACAUCUACCGGGACUUCGGCCGGGUGGAGAGCAGCGUGUCCCGGCUGCUGGACAAGCUGCCCGGCUUCGGGGAGAGAUGCAGGGGCUUCAUGAAGGAGGCGGAGGAGAUCGCAGUGAGCCGGCGGAUGAACAGCCUCACGUUGAACCGCCACACGGAGAUCCUGGAGAUCCUGGAGAUCCCUCAGCUCAUGGACACCUGCGUCCGCAACGGCUACUACGAGGAGGCUCUGGAGCUGGCAGCCUACGUGAAGAGGCUGGAGAAGAAGCACUCUGCACUGCCGGUCAUCCAGGGAAUCGUGCGUGAAGUCCGUCAGUCGACUCAGCUGAUGCUCAACCAGCUGCUGCAGCAGCUGCGCAGCAACUCGCAGCUCCCCGUGUGCCUGCGUGUGAUUGGCUACCUGCGGAGGAUGGACGUGUUCACGGAGGCGGAGCUGCGGGUGAAGUUCCUGCAGGCGCGCGGCACCUGGCUGAGCUCCAUCCUCAACGCCAUCCCUGAAGACGACCCGUACUUCCACGUCACCAAAACCAUCGAGGCCUGCAGGGUGCACCUGUUUGACAUCAUCACGCAGUACAGAGCCAUCUUCUCUGACGAGGACCCGCUGGUGCCCCCCGCCGGCGGGCAGGUGGCGGUGAACGAGGCCGCCAUCUUCCACGGCUGGGUGGUGCAGAAGGUGGCUGAGUUCCUGGAGACUUUGGAGAGGGACCUGCAGCGCGGCGUGGGCGGCCGCCUGGACUCUCUGCUGGGUCAGUGCAUGUACUUCGGCCUGUCCUUCAGCCGGGUGGGGGCGGACUUCCGCGGACAGCUGGCGCCGAUGUUCCAGCAGGUGGCGGCGGAGACGUUCCGCGGCGCCGUGCAGGAGGCGGUGGACAAGUUCCAGGAGGACAUGAACCUGUACACGCUCAUCGCCCUGCCCUCGGUGCUGGGAGGCACCAUCCCCCCCGUGGCCCCCAGCACCCAGCCCGGCACCCUGCAGCCGCCCAUGGCGCUGCUGGACUUCCAGCCGCUGGCCUGCUUCCUCAACAACAUCCUGACGGCCUUCAACGACCUGCGGCUCUGCUGCCCCGUCGGUCUGGCUCAGGAUGUCACCAGAUGCCUCGAAGAUGGCCUCAAGAAGGUGACCCGUCAGAUUCUGGUCUUCCACCGGGCGGAGGAGUCGGCCUUCAGCGACAGAGAGAAGGAGCUGUUUGUUCAGUUCUGCUGCUCGUAUGCUGACGAUCUGCUACCGUUCCUGAACCGGUGCCUGCAGGUUCUGUUCCCUCCGGCUCAGCUCGCGCUCAUCCUGGGUGUUCCCCCGACCCAGCUGCACAGGUACGGCAGUCUGGGCUGCAUCGAGCUCCCCGCGGUCCUCGAGCCUCUCGACUUCCUGCUUCCUCAGAGAGAGACGUUGGCGCCGCCGCCGUCGAUGCCGGAGCUCGACCUCACUGCCGAGCUGAGCAGCGGAACGUUUCAGACGCAGCCCAAAGAACCAGCAACAGAUCCCGACCUCACGGUGGAGACGGGGAGUCCAGACCCAGCACUGACCUGGUCCGGUCUCAGAGAGAGAGAGUCUGAACCGACCGAGCCGAAGUCUGAGGAACUCGACGAAGAGUUUUCUUUGGAGUGACGCUAAAACUGAAACCAUGAGCUGGUGACAGGUUCUGCUUCUGUCUUUUGGGGUUUUUGAAGAAUCAUUUUGGACUCUUAAGAAACGGUGAUGGACUCUUAUUUUAAUAAUUCAAUAAAAAGUCUAACUUCCUGUCUCUA
Larimichthys crocea (large yellow croaker) is the source of this 2157-nucleotide messenger RNA. It is a transcript of the gene cog8, whose product is annotated as component of oligomeric golgi complex 8. The record is from RefSeq and is a predicted model, not a curated record. Bases 167 to 2017 code for a protein of 616 amino acids. The transcript has 6 exons. NCBI's taxonomy places the organism in Eukaryota, Metazoa, Chordata, Actinopteri, Sciaenidae. Gene Ontology annotation, cellular component: COG complex. Gene Ontology annotation, biological process: intra-Golgi vesicle-mediated transport.